Molecule: messenger RNA, 744 nt
Organism: Caenorhabditis remanei
Lineage: Eukaryota; Metazoa; Nematoda; Chromadorea; Rhabditida; Rhabditidae
Exons: 3
Coding region: 1-744 (247 amino acids)
Biological process (GO): homophilic cell-cell adhesion; axon guidance; dendrite self-avoidance
Cellular component (GO): plasma membrane; axon
Molecular function (GO): cell-cell adhesion mediator activity
Source: RefSeq, a predicted model, not a curated record
AUGAUUUGCAAACUGAUGCUUCUAGUUUCGAUUGUGGCAGCUGCCCCGGAAUCGAAGAUGGACGCCGCUGUAUCCGAUCUUGUCAUGGGGCUCGAUCACUUGACCGGAAAGACCAUGCUGAAACUCGUUGAUUCACUUGCAGAUCUGAAACUCGAAUCGGGAGAGAGUGCUGCCAUCCGCUGUGAAGUCACCUCUACCCCAUCUGCUGUAAUCUUUUGGGAAAAGGACGGAAAACGGGUUCAGGGAUCCGACAAAUUGAAUUUGUUUGAGAAGAUUACAAAUACGGGCAAGUUCGUCGUGGAGUCAGGAAUUGUCUCGAGCAUUUUCCACAUUCCUUGUGCCUCCAGCAAGGACUCUGGUGUCUACAAAUGCAUUGCAACUAAUGGACAUUCCACUGUGGAGAGCACCGCGGAGAUCCAAGUCGAUGGUGUAGACGGAAAGUGUCCAUCAACCCACCGCACUGCUCCAAAGAUCACUCUCCAAACCGAAUCCCGCUUCGAGAUGUCCGGAAAUGCCGCCACCCUCGUCUGCCGUGCUGACAAGAAGGCUGACUGGACCUGGACUUUCUCAGGGGAGCCAAUCAAGAUGGACGACGGACGCCACGAGAUCCUUCCCAACGGGGAUCUCUUCAUCCGUAAUAUUUCAUGGGACGACAUGGGAGACUACACAUGUGUUGCUUCAAACAAGUAUGGACAGUCCGAGGCAGAAACCUUCCUCUACCCAACCAAGAAGACUGUUGCUUAA